Messenger RNA from Hypanus sabinus (Atlantic stingray), 3114 nucleotides. It is a transcript of the gene arsb, whose product is annotated as arylsulfatase B. The record is from RefSeq and is a predicted model, not a curated record. Lineage: Eukaryota; Metazoa; Chordata; Chondrichthyes; Myliobatiformes; Dasyatidae. Bases 72 to 1616 code for a protein of 514 amino acids. The transcript is spliced from 8 exons.
CAACCACAUGACAUCUCCCCGUGUGUUUGUUGUCUUCCGGCUACUCGGCGAUCUUCCGGGCUUCACGGAGGAUGGCGCGGCUGCGGUUGCCGUUAGUUUUACUUCGCCUUCAUCUUCUGCUUUCCACUGCUGCUGCCUCCCGGCCGCACAUCGUGUUCAUCUUGGCCGAUGAUUUUGGUUGGAACGACAUCGGGUAUCACGGCUCUGAGAUUCGAACCCCUGUCUUGGAUAAGCUGUCCAACCAGGGGGUCCGACUGGAGAAUUACUACGUGCAGCCCCUGUGCACGCCGUCGCGUAGUCAGCUCCUGACCGGCCGGUACCAGAUUCACACAGGUUUCCAGCACGAAAUCAUCUGGCCUUGUCAACCACACUGCCUCCCGUUAGAUGAAAAGCUUCUCCCUCAGCUGCUCAAGGAGGCGGGCUAUAGCACUCACAUGGUGGGGAAAUGGCACUUAGGCAUGUACAAGAAAGAGUGCCUCCCGACGAGGAGAGGAUUUGAUUCCUACUUCGGUUACCUGUUGGGCAGUGAGAAUUAUUAUACUCACGAGCGCUGUUACUUCAUUGCCCCAUUAAACCUCAGUCGCUGCGCACUGGACUUGCGAGACGGGGAGGAUGUUGCGACCGGGUUUACGGGUGUGUAUUCAAGUCACUUGUUUACACAGAGAACCAUUGACAUUCUGUCAAAGCACAACCCUGCUCAGCCUCUGUUCCUGUACUUAGCUCUCCAGUCAGUUCACGAGCCUCUUCAGGUGCCAGAGGACUACAUGAAGCCGUACAGUUUUAUCCACGAUGAGCAACGACGCCACUAUGCAGGAAUGGUGUCGGCGAUGGAUGAAGCUGUGGGAAACGUCACUGACGCUUUGCACCGUUACGGAUUCUGGAACAACACUGUCUUGAUCUUCUCCACAGACAAUGGAGGACAGACCCUAGCAGGUGGAAACAACUGGCCCUUGCGAGGAAGGAAGUGGACGCUGUGGGAAGGUGGAGUCCGUGGUGUGGGCUUCGUCACCAGCCCCUUGCUAAAGAAGAAGGGCAGAGUUAGUCGGGAAUUCAUUCAUAUCUCUGACUGGCUUCCUACUUUAGUGUCUUUGGCUGGAGGAACCACUAAAGGCACCAAACCACUGGAUGGCUUUGAUGUGUGGAAGAGUAUCAGUGAAGGACACACCUCACCCAGAAAUGAACUCCUUCAUAACAUCGACCAGCUCUUUGUUGAUAAUUCUCCAUGUCCUGUUUCACCCAAUAAAAUUGCAACACCCAGGGUACAACAGACAAAAUGGCAGAAUUCUGUCUUUAAUGUGUCAAUUCAUUCAGCAAUCCGUUCUGGGGACUGGAAAUUAUUAACUGGAUAUCCUGGCUGCAGUUACUGGUUCCCUCCUCCAUUAUUCAAGCAAUUGCAAUCAGCACCAUCCGAUUUGCCAAAGAAAAAUCUUUGGCUUUUUAAUAUUACGGCUGAUCCGGAGGAGAGGGUUGACCUUUCUGACCACUUCCCUGAAGUUGUUGAGAAGCUGCUGUCAAGACUUCAAUACUACCAGGACGGUGCUGUGCCAAUUUUUUACCCCGAUGAUGACCCAAAGUGUGAUCCUGGCAAAGGUGGGGCCUGGGGACCCUGGGCCUGAGAGCCAAACUUGUUUACAGCUCAUGUUUAUUCAAACAUUGUCAUAAGCCACACAAUGGCAUUUGUGCUGAAGUGCUACUUUUGAUUUCCAAAUCUGAGAGUGUCCUUUGAUACUUUCUGAAACUGUGCUUGUCCAAAGCAGGCCUUGAAACUCCAGAUCUGUGCACAGUCUCUUUGUGUAUAUAUUGUUUAGAGUUAUCAAGUAUUGCAAUGGUAUUAUAGCUGUUUUUAUAAUCAGAACUGUGACUAAUGUUGACGAUAUAAAGACAAAGUGCUGGAAAAACUAAAAUGCUCAGAAUGUGUCUGUGGAGAGAGCAGUAGAGUUAACAUUUCAGAUCAAUGACCCUUCAUCAGUUCUAACCAGAGACAUUAAGAACAUAAGACAUAGGAACAGAACUGGGCCAUUCGGCCCAUUGUCUCUGCUCUGCCAUUCUAUCAUGCUCUCAGUACCAUUGUCCUGCCUUCACCCUGUAACCUUUGACACCCUUACUAAUCAAGAACCUAUCAACCUCUGCUUUAAAUAUACCAAGUGGCUUGGCCUUCACAGCCAGAUGUGGUCAUGAAUUCUAUAGAUGCUCCACCCUCUGACUAAAGAAAUUCCUCCUCAUCCCUUAUGCUAAAGGGAUGCCCUCUGGCCCUAGACUCCCCCACUACAGGAAACAUCGCUUUUUUCUCUCCACAGAAACUGCUUGACCCACUCAGUAUUUGCAGUGCUUUUUAUUUUACAUUUCCAGCAUCUGGAUUUGCUUGUGAUUUUGGGAAUCUGCAAGGACUGUUCUGCUAGAGAUACUCAGCAGGAUAGGUAGCUUCUGUGGAGACAAACUGACUUCAUGUUUUUGGUUGACUUCCUAUCAGGAAGGUCAAUUAAAUUUGAAAUGUCAAUGGUUUUUACCUACCUUGAUGCUGCCCGAUAUGAGUGCAUAUAGCAUUAUUUUAUUUUCAAUGUCGGUUGUGUAAUUUCUCCCGCUAGAGUCUGGUUCUGUUUGCUGUGGAAAUGUGCCCUUCACCUCCAGUGGAAAACUGCCUUUGUGUUCUUUUUCAGCACACGGGGCAGAUUGAAUUCUCUGGGAGAAGGGAUGCAGCUGAGCACUCAGCUGUGAGAUUGGUUACUGCAGUUGGAUUUGAACAGCUGAGUCUCAUUGUGGAAAGAACUGCAGCCAGCUCGUGGAUCCAGAGAACAAUGGGGCUAACUAUUGCAAUCGCCUGUCUGUCUCAUCAGUUCAACAGUCCUACAGUUUUUUCACACAACUGUGAAACUUGUGCAAGCUCCCAACAAAGAAGGUGUGUGUGUGUGUGUGUGUGUGUGUGUGUGUGUGUGUGUGUGUGUGUGGUACUUUUUAAAAGCUCUGGUUACUUCUGUGAAUGUUUUUUCCACACCAUGUCACCCUUGAGGCUCUCCUUCAUUUGCCCUCUAUCUGGGCAGUGGCAGUUGAGCUGGUACUCACAACUGAAUGAAAUGUCAGUUUUGCACUCUGUCAGUUGACUUGCACAAUAGCCAU